UAACAGGCAUUUGGAUGCCAGGCGCGAAACGUCGAGCGUGUAAUUUUGAGCGCGCUGUACCCUCGCUGUGAGAGACCGUCAACAUCCCGUGUUUUCACGGGUUCGUGGAUUGGUAGUAACUCCGUUUAGAACAUGACGCCUGCUAUCAUGGAUGGAACAUCCCUUCUUUCUUCACAGUUUAGUAGCCGAAGCCCUGCUUUUGCUAAAAAGUUUGAAAUAUUCGGAUCUCUUAGAGUGAACGCAAAUUCGCGGACCCCAUAUACUGACGCUACUCAGUGCAAGAAACAGACAAACCAUGUGAAACGACCGAUGAACGCCUUUAUGGUAUGGAGCCAGAUGGAAAGGCGAAAGAUUUGUCAAGAACAGCCGGAUAUGCAUAAUGCUGAAAUAAGCAAAAAAUUGGGAAAAGCUUGGAAAGAACUGCCUCCUGAGGACAAAAAGCUUUAUAUAGAAGAAGCAGACCGACUUCGUGAAAUGCACUCCAAGCAAUAUCCGGAUUACAAAUACCGACCUCGUAAGAAGUCCAAGCCAAAUCCCAAAGUGGAUAAGACGAAAACCCAUAACACCGCGUCCAACUCUAUCGUCGUUCUUCAGAAUAAGCACUCUGCCGCUGGCAAGUCCUCGUCCAGAGCUAAACACGCCCGAGCAAGCAUCAACUUGUCCGCACAGCUUGGUCCAAAUUCAAAUGCUUCUAAUAUUUACCCGAAUCGUAUGAAACUUAAGCUGGCAGCGAAGGAUGUCAAAAAACUAAAGAACCGAGUCAGCAAACACGUCCCAACGCCAACUGCUCGUCUGACACCACCACCAAGCUCGCCGUCUUCUGAUGAAGGUUCGCAUUUGGAUGUAACGAACUACUAUAGUGACCAUCACAGCCUUUACAGCAAGAAACCAGUGAUCACAAUAAAGCAGGAGCCGUCCAGUACGAUUACGUCAAGCACUGUCACCAACAGCAACAGUUCUGUUUUAACCAGUUUUCCAAUAUCCAUCAAAACUGAACCAUCUUCAGAUGAGUGUGUAUCAUCUUCGAUGUCUUCUGCCAGCAGCAGUGUGAGUAAUAGUUCUGGAAUAACGAAUGAACUGUCUGAUUUGGACAUUUCUGACCUUUCUGACAUGACUUCCCUUUUGGAUAGCACUUGGGGCAAUUUUAAUCUUACGCCUAUAACCGAUAUUGAAUCAUCAACAUCACCUUUCGAUUUUCCAGAUUAUGUGAAUCCAGUAGAAUAUUCUGACCUGGGUGGAAUUGAUGACAUUUGGAGUAGCGGUUUGCUAGGAUGUGAUACUUCGAUUCUGGACUGUUAAAAAAAAAUUAUUUUUUUGAACUAGCAGUAGAAUAUCUUGUUUUCUGUGACUUUUAAUAAAUUGCCGAAGAGAAGAGGAAAGAAAUUGAAGGUAAAAGUGCUGUUUUAUUUUCAUUGAAGAUUUCACUUUUCAAAGUACUUCGCUUUUGUUCUGUUUUUAAGCUUUAAAUUCAUUGCACAAUAUAAAAAUUCUCAGGGCAUUUAAAAGAACACUGGACUUUUUCAAAAUGAGAAAAAAAUUAAUGUUCUAGUGUAGGACAGUUAAGAACAAAUGUAAGUUUUUAGGAUAAAAACUUUUACGCUUGCGUUUCUUAGAAGUAAAAAAUGACAUUUAACUUUUAAUACCUAAAGGGAUAGAAAAAUAUGCUUACAAGUGCCAUAUAAAGCCAACUAAGGUUUGAAGAGUUUUUGAAAGUGCUUUAUGUGGUUAAAGUGCAGCCGAGCCCGCCAACAAUUACAUGGUUAUUACGCGCGCACUUUAUGCACUUUUAAUAAAACUACCUUGGAUAUAUCUAAGAAAAACUUUUCUGAAAACAGCUGGUAAAAUGCGGAUCUGUAUAAAUUUUUGUGAUUGUGACUUAUGGUACUCAUUUAUGCUGUAAAUGUGUAACGCUAAUCCAGCGUAAUCAUUAACAAGUGGGAAAAGGUUAAUACGUUUUUCAUUUCUGUAGCUAUUCGGAAAAAAUAUCUAAUCAGUAAGUAAAGAUUUUUUUUUUUUAAUGUUGUAAAUAUAUUUGUUUUUGCAUUGAUGUAUGGAAUCACAGUGGGUAGUUUCAUCAGCAUUUUCUGUACUCUGUAAAAUUGUUGAAAUUCUUCUGCUUAUAUUUAAUUAGUUGUUGGCAUUGUUGCCUCAUCUCCAGUAUUUUCUAAUUAUUGAAGUCAAUAUUCUUAAAAUAUGUUACCUAUAAUUUUGUAUUGUGUGAAGUGUAAAUCUUAAGUACAUGCACACUCUGUGAUGUUAGAAGCAUUUUGUUUUCUGCUGUGGUAAACUUAUUGACUAACUGCUCAUUCAUUAAAAUUUUAAUUUUUUAGCUCAACAAUAGUAACACAUUAAAUUAUGUAUGUGCAUGUGAUUGCUGCAGAUAUUGUUGUGUACCACUGAACUCAAAAUUUAGUCAUAUUUCUUCAGUUCCUAUGUGCAGUUGUGAGUCUCUUUUGAGUUUUCUCACUGUGUUGUUAAUUUUUGUGGCCUGCAACACUUUUCAUUGUAAUUUUGUUGUUUGUUGCAGAUUUGAGCUUUUUUUAGUAGUUUUAAAGUAGUGUUUAGUGAUGUUUUUAUGAUUGUCAUAGUGGUAUGUGUCAGUAGUAUUAAAAAUUGUUAUUUUUUAGUUUCUUUUAUUGAGCAAGUUUAUUAAAAUCCACUUCUUAAAUUGUAAAUUUCUUAAUGCUGCAAAGAAGUUGGCUAAAUAUGUAUUUUUGUAAAUUUCCAGAAGUCUUGCUGUGCUUUUCCUGAUUGUAUAUAUGUAAACACUUAAAGAAUUAUAUGCAGGAAAGAAAAUAUUUAUUUAAUUUUAUAAAAAUAUUUAACAAAUUUAUUAACCAUGAAAAUUUUUAUAAUGUUUAAAAAUCAGUGUUUAAAAUUAUACUAGUACAGUGGUAUCAAAAUCAGAUUUAGAGAUUUAAAACCUUGAUUUUAUGAGGCAUUUUGUUUACAUUUUUCAUUUGAAAUGGAUAUUAUUUUCCAUAAUUAUAUUUUCCAUAAUUAGUAAAAUCUUCGUAUUCUGUUGUUAAUUAAUGCUGAAAUUUUAUAAAUUUGUGAAGAGACCAUCAGCUGUUUUUGUUGAUUAAGGUUUAACCUAAACUACUUCUUUGUAAAUUCUGUAAUUUACAGGAAUUUUAGCAAAAAUAGGGAAAAUUUCUUUUUUUUUUUUAAGUUCUUAAUAGUUGUUUUUAAUGAAUAAAAGCUUUUCACCCCCCCUUUUUUUUAAACACAGGAAAGUGGUAUGGAUCAAUAUUUUGCUUCUAGUUGUGAAAUAACAUAAUGUAAGAUAUCAUUACAGAAUUAUUACUUAUAUAAUGCUACUGUGUAUAUACGAAGUGUGGCACAGGUUCUGUUUAUCAGUUUAAAUUUUUUCUAGUUUUUAACCUGUAAACUGUUUAAUAAAUUUUGUACUAUUUAAAUUACUUCCUGCUGUAAAACUGAGCUGCGUUACUAUGAAGUUUGCCAUAAGUUUUAAAGAAUAUUUUAUUUAAAAAGUAUUGCUGUUACCAAAAAUAGUAAUUGAAUUUUAAGGUGUAACUGCCUCAGAAAUUACUACAUUUUGAGAGUUUACAAAGCAACUUUACAAUAACUACUAAUAGUUGUUUUAAUGUAGGCUGAAAACAGAACCAAGGAAUGGUGAGACAAAAUGUGUCCAAUUGCUUCACUGAUUGCAUAAAGUGUUGCAUUUGAUUCUUAAGAGGAUUAUCUGCAGGUUAGCAUGUACAAGUAAUGAUUUGUAAGCUGUUAUUACCAUAGUACAAAGUAAGCACAAAAAUAUAUGUUGAAUUUGUGUAUUAAUUUCUUUCUGAAGUUGCUACUUGUGUAUAGUCCUCCGCAUGUCUAUAUUAUAUCCUGCUGUACUGUAUGAAUAAUAUUACUUAUUGCGCAUACUGUAUCCUGCUCCAGUGUGUGGAUGUACAUGAAUAAUAUAAUUAGUUAGGAAUAUGUAUAGUUUAUACCUCAUUUGUACAGUUCUCUCAGCCUUCUGUCCAACAAGGCAUAUGAAGAAAACACCGAAGCCAAAAAGAAACCUAGACUGUAUAUUUUUUCACUCCAUAUUGCACCACAAGGUGCUGCACAUAACACUAGGGGCCAUGUGAAAGUUUUUAUAUAUUAAUUUUGAACCAUGUGCUGCACUGCAGCACACAUAGUCGAUUUUACCUCAAUACUUGUGUGUGAAGCUUGCAUGAUAAUGCUCAGAUAAUUAUUUAACCAAGAGAAUUGCCUUUAAAAUGUUCUUUAUGUAAAUAUAAUUCAUAUUAAUCAUUUUCCAUAAUAAUUUUGAUUUAUACUCUAAAGGUAGGUAUUUGUAGUAGCUUAAUAUUUUCAUGCAGCAAAAUUUGUUAAUAUUGAUAAAAGUCCUAAAUACUCGACCUUAGCAAUUUUUUAUACAUCUGUGUUUGCAUCUUAUUUCUUUCUGGUUAUAGUUGCUGGGUAUUGAAUAAAAACAUUGACUAAAACUAGUUCUAAAAUACUUAAUAAAAAGGGUUAACUAUUUAAAAUGUACAUUAAAAACAAUUCUGGAUCAGUUUUUUAAUUAAUCUGAGCAUAGGUUAAUUUUUAGCUGGAAUUGGUAUGUGAUAAUUUUUCUUUCCAGUAUUUAUUCCAUCUAAAGUCAAACCUUAUGAAUGAGAGGAUAUGUGAUUUUUUAAAACAAGCCAGAUAAGCAUUUUGUACCUAAAGGCAGGGUGUUUCUGUACAUGUGUGAAAAUGCAAUAGUAAUUUUGUACUCUGUUCUAAGGUUAAUAAUUGCAUUCUAUGUGUGCUGUUAUUGCAUUACACAUCAGUUUGCCAAUGUAGAUAUGAUGAAGAGUAAAAAUUGUUUUAUAUGAAAAUAAAACUGUGUUUUUGUUAUAA
Messenger RNA from Stegodyphus dumicola, 4857 nucleotides. RefSeq lists its product as uncharacterized. Gene Ontology annotation, molecular function: DNA-binding transcription activator activity, RNA polymerase II-specific; RNA polymerase II cis-regulatory region sequence-specific DNA binding. Lineage: Eukaryota; Metazoa; Arthropoda; Arachnida; Araneae; Eresidae. Gene Ontology annotation, biological process: positive regulation of transcription by RNA polymerase II; negative regulation of transcription by RNA polymerase II; brain development. The record is from RefSeq and is a predicted model, not a curated record. Gene Ontology annotation, cellular component: nucleus.